Molecule: messenger RNA, 2193 nt
Organism: Penicillium manginii
Lineage: Eukaryota; Fungi; Ascomycota; Eurotiomycetes; Eurotiales; Aspergillaceae
Exons: 6
Biological process (GO): protection from non-homologous end joining at telomere; interstrand cross-link repair; double-strand break repair via nonhomologous end joining
Molecular function (GO): 5'-3' DNA exonuclease activity; damaged DNA binding
Source: RefSeq, a predicted model, not a curated record
GACCAUCUGCAGGGUCUAGAGUCCUUUCGGGCCCCAUUCAUUUAUUGCUCCUCCGCCACCCGCGAGCUAUUGUUACGCCUUGAGAAAUUUCCCCAUCGAAUGAACUUUCAGAAGGGAAUUUUAGAAUCGCGUCGGUUACACUACAAACAUCUUAGUAAACUAUUGCGUCCCAUCCCCUUGCACACCCCCACGGACAUCGAACUUACGCCCCGGCGGCGAAUCCGGGUCACUUUGUUCGAUGCCAACCACUGUCCCGGGGCUGUGAUGUUUCUAAUUGAGGGGAAUGGUAAAGCGAUUAUCUAUACUGGCGACAUCCGAGCGGAGCGAUGGUGGAUUGACAGCCUAGUACGGCAUCCCAUUCUAAUACCAUACACUUUAGGCCCGAAACGACUAGACAAGCUAUACCUUGAUACCACUUUCGCUGGCAAAUCAAAUCCCUUUCGAGAAUUUCCAUCCAAGGCUCAAGGGCUCGCCGAGCUUUUGAAGAAAGUGGAUGCAUAUUCUGAUGACACUGUAUUCUACUUCAGAUCAUGGACUUUUGGUUAUGAGGAGGUAUGGAUCGCUCUUUCAGCAGCUCUCAAUACGCAGGUCCAUGUGGAUUGCUACCAAAUGGGUCUCUAUCAAUCCCUCUCUCGUCUAUCUAGUAGUAGAGCCGCCACUGAAGCACCGGCACUUUGCGGAUAUGAGCUUGGCAAUAAGUUUAUUGAAGGCUGCUUGAGUGGUGGCCAAUCCAGUCGAGUCCAUAGCUGCGAGCCCGGGGUCACUUGCCCCGUAGCCCGUGGGUCAAAGACCGUUUACAUCACGCCCAUCGUGAAUCGUACUAGCGACGGAGCUGAAAUCCCCGAGGUUGGUGCUGGUGGAGGUCUCGGUGAUCUGUACCAGAUUCAUGAGCUUGAACUACCGGACGAUACCGCUCUUGCAGCGUUGGAGCAACUAUGCCUUCAACACAUCCAAGAUAAAGACGUCCUGUCGCAGAUGCAAGACGCUAUAUCGAAAGCGUUCAAGUCGAAAAAGAAGGCGCUGUCGCUAGAUCUCUAUGGCGUCAAGGAGGAAGAUGAAAUUUCUCUUGAGCGACUGAUGACGAAACUCGGCCAAGGUCUGUCCAGUGAGGAAUCCCAGGGCUCACAAAGUACGGAGACCGACCUACCGAAUUCAAUUCGCUUUCCUUACUCGCGUCAUUCAUCAUACUCGGAACUAUGCGAGCUUGUCGCUGCUUUUAGACCAAAGGAUAUCCAUCCAUGCACAGUCGAACAGUCUUCAUGGAGCGAUAAUGUGUCUAUAGAGCGGCUGUUCGGCCACCUUUGCUCGGGAAACGACUUUUCUCACGAUACGCAUAUCCGUAAAAUUCUCGAGGACGCAAAUAGUAAUGAUUCUCGCCCGAGGAAGCGCCCUCGGUAUGAAUAUGACAUCGCCACCCAGUCCACUCGAUCCAGCAGCGUGAACGACGAAACACAGUCCAAUACGGGAGAUCCCACCACAGACGAUCAUUUGAAAGUACAGAGUACUUCAAAUAAUACAAACGACCAAGAUGACCCAGCAGUCUCGUCGCAAAAACAAGAAGACACCCGCUCACAAUUCUCGACUCCGCCUGCAUCCUCUCUCAAGGGGCAGACUUCACUUCCGAGGGAUCAGCUUGACACCACUGAUCAGGUCAAAGCAAAACGUGACGAAGUAAGAAAAGCAUAUCGUUAUCUACAGGAGAACUGUGAUCUUGGAAAACUCCAGCUUGGCCAAGUACCAUCCUCCUGGACAUCGAAUGAAGUGGACAGUGCCAAUGACGAAGAAAAUACCCAGAAGCCUCCUCGGCAUAUAGCCCUUGCGCUCUCAAAGAAAGAUCCGGAACCUCUCGGACCCCCAUCAUUUUCAGGCGAGGACGGGGCGGAGUCUUCCCAACCACACGACAUCCAUCCACCACCAAAUCAAGAUAGCCAGCAAACCGACGCCCUGUCAAUCUCAAUAUCGGAAUCUAUACUCGCCCCUUCCGCGACGGAGAACGAAGACCCCGGCUCCUCCGAAGGCCCGGAUCCCGCAAGGGAGCAAAGAGCACAACUCGUUCGUGAUCGAAUGAAAGCACGCACUCGCACCCGUGUGAAAGCAUUCAUUGCUGCGAUGCGAGAUACUUACGAUUCAUGGGCAGAUAUGGCAAUAGUCUCGGCCGGUGAUAAUCAUACUGAGGAGGAGAUGGAGCUAUGA